GUGGACGUGGACGAGGGCGGUGACGACGCGCAGGAGGGCGACGAGCCCGCGGGCGAGGAGGCCGAGGCAGAGGAGGCGGACGAGCCCGAGGGCGAGGAGGCCGAGGGAGGCGCCGAGGAGGGCGAAGAGGAACAGGAGGGCGAGGAAGGCGCGCAGGAGACGCGCCGUCUCAGGAGCCGGCCAGCCGCUUGCGGAGGUUCAGGGUGGUGAUCGGCAGGUGUCCCGUGCUGGACGCCCCCAACGCCUCGGAGUUGAUGGCGCAUUCCACCGCCUCGCUGCCGCACAAGCAGGACCAGAGUUCACUGCGGACGCCGUCUUCUUCGCGCCCGCGGAGGGGCGGGCGUACCUGCGGCUGCGCCUGCGCGGAGGGCGCCGGGGAUGGGUCUCCCUCCUCCGUGCGCGCAAUGACCUGCGCAAGCUGGCGGUGGUGCCAGUGUCGAAGCGGAGGAAGCCCUUGAGCGCGAAGGCCGCGAAGCGCGUCGCCUUCCACGGGGGCGACACCGAGGGGAGGACGAAGCUCAGAAAGGAGGAUCUGAUGAUGAACAAGGCGGGCAAGAUUGUGAGCAAGAAGCAGUCCGACGCGGCGAAGAAGCGGUACAGCGACGGCAUCGGCAAGUGGGCCGUGGCUGUCAAGCGGGCAAGGGAGGAGCUCGGCAUCCAGGGCUUCGCGGCGGUCAAGAAGGGCACACCGAUCUACGAGAAGGCCCGGGAGUUCUACGAGGCCCCGUCGGCCCAGGGCUCGUGA
Molecule: messenger RNA, 745 nt
Organism: Prorocentrum cordatum
Lineage: Eukaryota; Dinophyceae; Prorocentrales; Prorocentraceae
Source: the annotation of a GenBank genome assembly